Rubroshorea leprosula is the source of this 1958-nucleotide messenger RNA. Lineage: Eukaryota; Viridiplantae; Streptophyta; Magnoliopsida; Malvales; Dipterocarpaceae. The record is from the annotation of a GenBank genome assembly.
AUUUAGUAUCUCUCUCUCUCCUUUCUUGGGAUCAUCCCUCCAACUAUUAUUUCCUAAGGUUUUCCAAUUUAUCUUUUUGUUUUAUUGCCAAAAUACCACCUCUUCUCUUUGGCAGCUAGCGGAUAUCACAAUGAACUCUGAAGGAAAGAACUACAAACUAGAACUGAGAGGCAUGAAACAAAGCAUCAUGCCAUUGCACUGAGUAUAUCUUUGCCCAUCUUAUUUUUCUUGUAAUUAUGGCAUGGACUGUAUUAUAGGUGGGAGCUAUGGAUAACAAGAAGGCGAAGACAGGUUCUAAGUUUCAAAAGUGGUUCAAAUUCAGGAAGCAAAAGAGAAAAGAACCUUGCCAUCUAAAUGAAUCUUCAGUACAUGGAAGAGAAGAUAAAAGUGAUAAUUAUGCAGGUGACAUUUACGUUCCAUCAUUACAGAUGGAUCCAUGCACUUCAACCCAAGAGCUAAAAAUUUUUGUGGGUACUUGGAAUGUUGCUGGAAGAUCUCCAGUAGGGAGUCUGGCUGUAGACCUGGAUGAAUGGCUAAAUCUCAAGGAGGCUGCCGACAUGUAUGUUCUCGGAUUUCAAGAGAUAGUACCCUUGAAAAUUAGAAAUGUUAUAGGAGCGGAAAACCCAACAGAAGCAACAAACUGGAACCAACUUAUUGGAAAAACGCUCAACAACAGGUUUGGAUGCCCUUGGCUGACACCUAUGCUGAAUCCAAUCUCAAGUGACAACUACCAAAGUGUUGCCAUUCCAGACAGUAAAAGACGAACAAGUUUUAGUGGCAGUUUUUGGACUCCGAGAGAAAGGUCAAGAAAACAAAUUCAGCUGUCACAAAGCACAGGCAUCAAGUACAAACUAAUGGCAAGCAAGAAGAUGGUUGGAGUGUUUAUAAGUGUGUGGAUGAAGACAGAGUUGCUCAGGAAGUACAGUGUUGCAAAUGUGAAAAAUUGUUCAGUGGCUUGUGGCAUCAUGGGCUACCUGGGAAACAAAGGCUCCGUUUCAGUGAGCAUGACCAUUGAAGGAACCAGUUUUUGCUUUAUUGCUGCACAUUUGGCUUCUGGUGAGAAGAAAGGCGAUGAAGGACAGAGGAAUCACCAGGUCUCAGAGAUUUUCAGGCGAACGGUGUUCCCCGGAUCCUCCAAAGAUGAUGACAAUCGUAAUCCUCUCACCAUCCUAGGACACGAUCAGAUAUUUUGGUUCGGGGAUCUCAACUAUAGGUUAUACUUGGAAGAUAAUUUAGCUAGGGAUCUAAUAAAGAAGCAAGACUGGAAAGCACUGCAGCAGUUCGAUCAGCUUCGCAGGGAACAAGAGGAUGGUGGAGUAUUCCAAGGAUGGAAAGAGGGAAACAUAAAAUUUGCACCAACAUAUAAAUAUUCUUCAUCAAAUUGCAAUCGCUACUCUGGUGGCCUUCCUAGCAGAGCAGGAGAGAAACAAAGGACUCCAGCUUGGUGUGAUAGAAUUCUAUGGUAUGGUAAAGGGGUGAAACAGUUGUCCUAUCUUCGCAGUGAAAGUAAGUUCUCUGAUCAUCGGCCAGUGUCUGCCCUAUUCUCUACACAGAUAGAAGUCAUCAAGUCCACCAAUCCAAGAUUUGCUAAUAUGGAGACAUUUUUUCCCAACAUAAUGACCCCUGAGAGUACCGGGACAAGCAAAAACGAUAAGGAGGCCAAAUCUACAUUGCAAUCUUUGAUUUUAAAGGAUUUAGAAGAAUCACCAAACACAGGCGAAUACUGUAAAACCAGAUGACGAGAGAUGUAGCUGGGCUUUAGCGACUCAGUUUGGUUGAGGGUGGGUUUGGCAGGCAUUACUGUCUCUUAAUAUUUCUUUCUUUGGAGGAGGCUCUAUGACUUAAAUAAGUGGUUGAUCCCAGACAAAAAUAGAUUUGAUAAUCGAUUCACUAGGAACCACUAUACAUGUCUCUGUUUCAAUGUAGGAUUUGUAAAAGAAUAAAGGUCAUACGGGCUU